Messenger RNA from Aplosporella prunicola CBS 121167, 390 nucleotides. RefSeq lists its product as uncharacterized. Bases 38 to 325 code for a protein of 95 amino acids. The record is from RefSeq and is a predicted model, not a curated record. The transcript has a single exon. NCBI's taxonomy places the organism in Eukaryota, Fungi, Ascomycota, Dothideomycetes, Botryosphaeriales, Aplosporellaceae.
UGCGGCUUCAUCGGCUAAAGGCAAGUCGCACAUAUGUAUGUGUAAUCCAUCCGCGCACAAAGAGUGGUUAUCGUUCCCUGGAUCCCGGAACCGCUUUCGAAGCCAUGAUACUUACCUAUGCUCCACUCUGCUUAAAGAGGAUAUGGCGCCCUUCAAACGCUCAUUGGCUUUAGUCUACUAUCAGCCUGUCUAUGCAAUUGUGCUUUCAUUCUCCCUAUCGUUUUCUCAAGUCAAACGCCCUCUUUCCAUUUUUGAUCAUAGUGUUGCCUCACCAUCAAUUGACGCACCAAGAAUUCUUCAAGUCCAUGGGCCAGUCGAGGACUAGCCACUUGUCUAAGGCCAAAACAAUGAUCAAUCGUUCAACAGUCGACUCUGCGAUUACGCGUGCAG